Molecule: messenger RNA, 1298 nt
Organism: Halichondria panicea
Lineage: Eukaryota; Metazoa; Porifera; Demospongiae; Suberitida; Halichondriidae
Product: glycerol uptake facilitator protein-like
Exons: 1
Coding region: 1-1218 (405 amino acids)
Biological process (GO): glycerol transmembrane transport
Cellular component (GO): plasma membrane
Molecular function (GO): glycerol channel activity
Source: RefSeq, a predicted model, not a curated record
AUGUCUGCUGCAAAGUGCAAGUAUGGAGAUGUGGAAAGUGUUGAGCUAGUGGACUGUAAAUAUAAUGAACAAUUGGGAACCCUUUCGUGUCCGCAGCCUACAAAGAGGUUGACAAGAAGAACGAGUGAUCAGAAGGCGAGUCGAUUGGAAAUGGAUGUACACUUUAUGAGAGAUGAUGGAGUAUCUAAAAAGAAAACAUUUGUAGUCGAGUACAAUGAUAGUGAUGAGAGUGAUGAACCGUUGAUGGGAAAGGAAAAACAACCUGGAACCCCGACAGUACACACUGAACAAAAAGUUGGUCGCAAGAGAGAAUGGGCUCGCUUUGUUAAGAAAGCGCUUGCUCUCACGCUAGCUGAUCUUAUUGGAGAGCUGAUUGGAACGUUUCUAUUGACUCUCGUAAGUUGUAGUAUUGUAGCGUCAGCAGUUGUGACUGGAGCUCAGAGUGGAUUGUGGCAGGUUGCAAUAGUGGUUGGCGUUGGUGUCACCUUGAGCAUUUACUGUACAUCGCACUUCUCUGAUGCUCACUUGAAUCCAGCCGUUACUUUGGCAUUCUCAAUCGUUCGUUGGAAAAUCUUCUCGUGGAAGAAAGUCAUCCCAUACAUUUUGGCUCAGAUACUCGGCAGUUUUUGCGCUGGAGGAGUCGUCUAUGGAUUAUACCAGCAUGCAAUUGAACAGUAUGAAACGGAGCACGACAUAAUUAGAGGAACCAAUGCUAGUGUCAUCACUGCAAUGGUGUUUGGUGAAUACUUCCCCAAUCCUGAUCUCUUCGAUCACACCCAAGAAAAAAAUCUAGCUGUUGUAUCGAUUGUACAGGCUCUGAUUGUUGAGGCAUGGACAGCCUGCAUCCUAGUGUUUAUUAUCUUCUGUUUCACAGACAAAAACAACACAGCUGUAGGGAGUGGAAGCGACAAAGUGGCUGUGCCUGUACUCAUCGGAGUUACUGUGGCAAUUCUAAUCAGUUUGUACGGCUCUUUGACACAAGUGGGAAUGAACCCAGCACGAGAUUUUGGCCCGAGGAUUUUUGCUGCGAUUGCUGGAUGGGGUAGGAUAGCCAUACCAGGUCCAAGGCAAGGAUUCUGGGUAUACAUUGUGGGGCCACUGUUUGGAGGAGUUGUUGGGGGUGGUUUCUAUGACAUCAUUGUUUCCAAUGUCCUGAGGCUAGCUAAAGCUGCCAAGCACAAGUCCAUGGUCACAACUUCAUGCAAGCUAGAAGACUGAACAACAUGAUUUUAUUAUGCUAAUUUCAAUUAUAAAUUACAUUUUGUAUCUUCUCAAUAUUUAUUGUGUUGAAUUUUGAA